This is a messenger RNA of Vigna radiata var. radiata (mung bean), 1494 nucleotides long. RefSeq names its product zinc finger protein CONSTANS-LIKE 1. The transcript is spliced from 4 exons. Gene Ontology annotation, biological process: regulation of flower development. NCBI's taxonomy places the organism in Eukaryota, Viridiplantae, Streptophyta, Magnoliopsida, Fabales, Fabaceae. Bases 235 to 1146 code for a protein of 303 amino acids. Gene Ontology annotation, molecular function: protein binding. Gene Ontology annotation, cellular component: nucleus. The record is from RefSeq and is a predicted model, not a curated record.
UUUCGUUGUCUCUCUCUGUGUCAUGCCAUGAGAGAGAGAGAGAGAGAAGAGUUAGUAAUGAAUUUGGAAUUGUGUUGUUGCUGCAGUGCAGGCCCUCCAUUAAAUAAGUCAGAGCUUUGCGGCUUCUCAUAAACAAACACAAAAACUUCGUCACUUUCAUUUUUUCAUUGAGUCAAGAAACCUAGAACUUUCCUUCAGUUGUAGAGGAUUCAGGGUAGAAUACUGUUAAUUUCAAUGUCUUCUGAUCUUUAUACUUUUGACAUUCCUUUCCCCAGACAUUCAGACACAGACAACAUGGUCUCCUACGAUGCAGAUGGAAAUCUCAUGUUUUUCUCUGAUCCUUAUUCCUUCCCUUUCCUCACUGCCUCUCCGGUUCAUGAUGUGGCUAAAGGGAAUUUUACCAACUCUCUUCACCCUUCUUUCUUCUCUUAUUCUCCUCAGCAAAACCAGAGCCUCUGUCAUGCUAACCUGGCGCAGCAUGUAUCAAAUGGCUCAAAUAUGAAGUCUGAGUUUAGAAAUUUCUCUGCUUUGCAUGGCUCCGAAGUGACAGGUGAGGAGUGCCAAAUGGGUAUGGAUUACUCCUGCAAUCAGCACUUUCUUUCUCAAACUUUUCAUGCUUCUUCUGAUAGUGCAUCAAAGGUAAUGCAGAGGAGCUUCAGCUGUAACUCUUUCGGGGUGAAGCCAGGUUUCCCCUUUGAACCUCACCCCGACACUCUCAUGGACUCCCCAAAUUUUCAAUUGCAUGCUCUGAUUUCCCCUGAAAACAGUUUCUUCACGGGACAAAUGAGGAGGGUGUGUAGUACUGGAGAUUUACAGAACAUGAAAGCAACGGAUAUGUCUCAAGUGGAGAGCCCCUUGUUGGAGGAAGCAUACUUCAAAGUGGGGCGUUACAGUGCCGAAGAAAGAAAAGAAAAAAUCUCUAAAUACAGAGCGAAGAGAAGCCAGAGGAAGUUCAACAAGAUUAUCAAGUAUGCAUGCCGAAAGACGCUAGCCGACAAUCGAACCCGCAUACGUGGCAGAUUCGCUCGCAACGACGAAAUCAGCGAGAUUCCGAAACCACUUUCUUCAACUUCGACAACAGAAGAAUACGAAGACGAAUUCUGGGUUGAGUUCAUCGAAGGAUUAAACGAGGAGGUCAUCGGUUAGAUGGAAGCAGAAGAAUGUGCAGAAUUUCAGUUUCUGUAUCUAUGUGUCUUUGGAGUCUUGACAGAAGCGUCUUUUUGGAAGACCCUUUCUACGAUACCACUUAGAACGAAACAAAACAGCCUUUUGUAGGCAAAGGAAAGAUUACAAAAGGCUUUUCCAUUCAUCUUAAAUAAUAAAAGUCUAAGUAUAUUUGCAGCAUAAGAUAUGGUAUGGAAGUCAAAUGUAAGUUGGGCAGUUAUAGGUUGUUUUUGUUGCUUAAUUCUAUUCUUGUUUUCCAUUUGUUCAUUGUAUAUAACCAUGUAUCAUAUUAAAUAAAUGUAUGGUUAGAAAAUAUGUACACACUUUCUA